Messenger RNA from Dendronephthya gigantea, 729 nucleotides. Its product is annotated as pre-rRNA-processing protein esf2-like. Gene Ontology annotation, biological process: small-subunit processome assembly; endonucleolytic cleavage in ITS1 to separate SSU-rRNA from 5.8S rRNA and LSU-rRNA from tricistronic rRNA transcript (SSU-rRNA, 5.8S rRNA, LSU-rRNA); endonucleolytic cleavage in 5'-ETS of tricistronic rRNA transcript (SSU-rRNA, 5.8S rRNA, LSU-rRNA). The record is from RefSeq and is a predicted model, not a curated record. Gene Ontology annotation, molecular function: RNA binding. The transcript has 6 exons. Gene Ontology annotation, cellular component: nucleolus. The coding region runs from base 5 to 661 and encodes 218 amino acids. Lineage: Eukaryota; Metazoa; Cnidaria; Anthozoa; Malacalcyonacea; Nephtheidae.
AAAUAUGGCUGCUCUGAAAUCUGAAAAUGACGGUAAAACAAGACCGGGAAUUAUAUAUUUUAGCCGUCUUCCGCCUUUUAUGAAACCCGCUAAAGUUAGAUACAUAUUCGCACAAUAUGGGGAGUUAGGCAGACUUUUUUUACAACCUGAAGAUCCUAUGGUACGUAAACGACGUAAAAAAUAUGGUGGAAAUAAAGGGAAAUGCUUCACAGAGGGCUGGCUUGAAUUCAAAGACAGAAAUGUAGCAAAAUCUGUUGCAGCGUCACUCAAUAAUACAAUUGUUGGUGGAAAAAAGAGAAAUUAUUAUCAUGAUGAUAUAUGGAAUAUAAAAUAUUUGCCGAAGUUUAAAUGGUCUCACCUCAGUGAAAAAAUAGCCUACCAAAAAGCAGUUCGGGAACAACGCAUGAGAACAGAGAUAUCGCAAGCAAAACGAGAAGCAAACUUUUAUCUGGAAAAUGUUGACAAAAACAAAGCUUUCAAAGCAAUGGAAAAACGAAGAAAAAAGAAAGAUCCUGAGGAAACAAGUACAAAACCUGCCAAAAGACCAAGGCUUGAAAAACCAGGAAAAACAAGAACACCCAAUAAUGAUAAUACAAUAGAUAUAAAAACACAAUUGAGUAAAAACUUACUUAAGAAAAUCUUCACAGGAGGAAAUGGCUAAGACGUCAAAUACAACAAGUCGUAUCUCAAAAUCUCCUGUCCUGCUCUCUCAAAGACAAACAUGGCUUA